CCGGUUUCCCCCUCCACAUGGGAAGUUUGGACGCGCAUCAUCACGGGAGACGGAAUGCGAUCUUUUCCGAGCUUUGAAGACAUUAGACAAGAUUAAUUGAAAAAAAAAAAAAAGAUGCACUCUUGGUAUCCACGGAGAGAUGGCAUGUGCGCUCCUGCUCCAUCGCCGGCUUACAAAAACAUCAGUGUGCUUGUUGUCCUUGUUUCUUUCCUACGUGGGCUACUGCACUUUAUUCCACGCGGAGCCCCUCGUGCUGCCUCCCUCGGGAGAUCCGGCUCCGAGCUGCGGUCGGCGGCCGCCGGCCGCUGGAGCCUGCGCGUCUCCUCCCCCGUCGGCUGUGGAGGCAUCCCGGGGGAAGGCUGCCGAGGGGCCGCCACCGGCCGCGCUCCUCGCCAGCACGCCGAAGUUCGGGAAUAAGAAGUUGCCCAAUGCCAUCAUAGUUGGCGUGAAGAAGGGCGGAACCAGGGCUGUUCUGGAGUUCAUACGGAUCCAUCCGGACGUGAGAGCUGCUGGGACCGAGACGCACUUCUUUGAUAGGCACUAUGACAGAGGGCUCGAGUGGUACCGAGGUUUGAUGCCAAGGACUCUUGAAGGCCAAAUCACCAUGGAGAAGACUCCGAGCUACUUUGUGACAAGAGAGACGCCACACAGAAUCGCCGCCAUGUCCCGAGACACCAAGCUCAUCGUGGUGGUACGAGACCCGGUCACCCGAGCCAUAUCAGAUUACACCCAGACUUUAUCCAAAUCUCCCGACUUGCCAAGCUUCCAGGAACUAGCCUUCCAGAACCAGAGCUCGGGCCUGGUGGACACAUCCUGGAACGCCAUCCGUAUCGGCCUGUACGUCGUUCACCUCGAAAACUGGCUACGCUACUUCCCUCUGGCUCAGAUCCACUUUGUCAGCGGCGAGCGCCUCAUUACUGACCCGGCAGGCGAGCUGGCUCGGGUGCAGGACUUCCUGGGACUCAAGCGCAUCGUCACGGACAAGCACUUCUACUUUAACCGCACCAAAGGCUUCCCGUGUCUCAAGAAACCGGAGAGCAGCGGUUCACCUCGCUGCCUGGGAAAGUCCAAGGGCCGGACUCACGUGCAGAUCGACCGGGACGCCAUUGAGCAGCUGCGAGACUUCUACAGACCCUUUAAUGUCAAGUUCUAUGAGACGGUGGGUCAUGAUUUCAAGUGGGAGUAGAGAUUUAGGAUUUAGUGUAUUUUUAAAAGAGAGAUUGACAAAUUCCGAGGAUGAAUACAGCAAAUCCAGUACACUCCACUGGAGUAAAGCCAUUGAGCAGCGAUAUGAGAUGAGCAGGCAUCACCUCAACUUUACCAUUUAUCUUCCUUUACAUUCAUGCAGACUCGAUAUAUCAAAAAGCAAAUCAAAAGGGUACUCUGGAAAGAAAGACUUUGAAAACUUUCAAGGAAGAGUUGGAUUCCUAGGUCUGUAGUGAGGUAUAAAGUAGAAGCACUUUGUAGCAUUUUCUUCGGUUUCAUCAGAUUUUUAUGUAAAAGGGAUAGUUAUAAUAAUCAAUUCAUUUGUUAAGAAUUUGGUCGACUGCGCACUAUUUUUGGUGCGACUUGCAGAGGCGCUGUUGAUUCAAACUCCACUAAUUUGCUUAAAGAUGAGCACAUUAAGAAAGUAUUUCUUCCAUCUCAAUCAAAUUGAAAACAAAAGUCAAUCGACUCACUGAUUAAUUUUCUCCAGUCAAAUGCUACAAUGUCAAAGGUUUCUUUUGUCAUCCCAGGUUUGUCCAACUGGAUAACAUAUUUACGAAGUUCUAGCCUCGUGUGGAAACCCAACUACUAUUCCCCUUAGUUCGAGGCAUGCCCCAAACCAAGAAUGGUAUCGCAGUUUUGGGAUGCAAAACGACGGUCGUUAAGCCUCUGACCGUCAAUGGCAGUGGUUCUGGUGAAGUCAUCCUUGUUCAUAAUCCAUUCAGUUGUAAGCAUAGUGUGACUGACACCUGAAGGGCAUUUGGAAGAAUUUUGGUGAUAAAUGACAUUCGAUUGAUCCAUUCAUUGCAACACAAAAUAAUAAUAAUUAAAAAAAAAAAAAAACAGCUACCACCAGGCUUCAGAAGCAGACUAGUAUGAUUGGUACCUCACUGUGGGGGUACAGAAAUGAGGGAAGUUAUAUUUUUGGAAAAACAAUAAAAUGCAUCCCAAACUGAAGUGAAUCAAACCAUAACAGUUGGUGGAAACAAGGCUUUAUCAUAAUCUUGUAUAUGUAUCUUGUCAUUGUCAAGAUUGUUUUGAAGACAAUGUUAGCAAGUACUAUUGAUAAUAAUCAUAUUACCAUUAAUGGCAAGGGGUUGUGCUAAGAUGAAAUUUCACUGGCUAUCAUACAAAUUACACAUGAGAAUAGGCACCGAAACAAAAUCGAAAAAUCCAUGUUUGUGUUAAAUUGCUGCUUCUUUUAAGAUCAUCAUUAACUUCAUCAGUACAUUGAAGAGUUCAGUCUACUCUCGUCUUUGCUUGCUCUUUGUCUUUCAUUUCUGUAAAAGAAAUCCUUCAAGGUGAGAA
Molecule: messenger RNA, 2514 nt
Organism: Phycodurus eques (leafy seadragon)
Lineage: Eukaryota; Metazoa; Chordata; Actinopteri; Syngnathiformes; Syngnathidae
Product: heparan sulfate glucosamine 3-O-sulfotransferase 2-like
Exons: 2
Coding region: 140-1186 (348 amino acids)
Molecular function (GO): [heparan sulfate]-glucosamine 3-sulfotransferase activity
Source: RefSeq, a predicted model, not a curated record